CUCACCUGUCAGUUCGGUCGAGACACGGCACCAGUGCCGAGCCUUGUCUCUUUGUUUUCUCCUUGAACCAGCUCUUGUUUUUUCCAAAUUAAAUGACAGUCCUAUGUGGUCAGUCGAUACCUAACUGAGGACAGCGUUUAACACGGUCUUCUAUCUGCCUCAGAAUAUGGCCUGUGUAGGUAUGGAUUCCCCAGCAGUGGAUGAUGACAUUUGCAUCCUUAAACAUGAGACAGCCUACACCACUGCUGCUGAGAGUCCUGUGUCGGUGUGUGCCGGUGACGAAUCGGUCGCCUCCCACUUUGCCCUGGUCACGGCAUACGAGGACAUCAAAAAGAGGCUGAGAGAGACAGAGCGAGACAAUGCCCUGCUGAAGAAGAGAGUGAAGCAGCUUGAAGACAAGCUUUUCAGGCCAGAUGCUCAUUCAUCAGAGGGGCCCCAGUACGUGAACAAGGCCUUCAGUGCUUACCGAGGUAUCUAUAUAGAGAAGGAGGACCUGCAGAUGGAGCUUAACAAACUGAAAAGGGAGACGAGUGAGAGAGAAAGGAUUCUGAUGGAGCAGCUUCACACCAAAGAGGUGGAGCUGCUUCAGCUGAGGACAGAAAUGGACACCAGCCAAGGUACAGUGAUGAAGAGCCUGAACAGCUCUCAGGACUCCUGGCAGGUGGAAAGGAUCAACACUGAGCUAAAGAUCCACAAACUGCAGGAAGAGCUGGAGAGGGUGACACUGGAGAACAAUCGGCUACUAGAGAGAAGUGCGGGGGAGCCGCAUGGCCUUAACGGACCAGACUUGGACCAGACCUGUGAUGCAAAGUAUAAUGCAAGGGAGAAGAGCAUGCAGCAGACAUACAAAGCUCUGUGUUCUGAGGUCGGCCGUCUCCAUUCAGAGCUGAAGCACCAAACAGGCCUGAUUAGGAAACUCAGGCCACUGAUCAGUGAGACGCGACAAGCUGCCUCAACAGUUCCCGUCCAGUGUCUGGACGACGUGGAAAAGAACAACCACCCCCCAGUUCCUCGGCCAUCAGUGCCUCGUCCCCCCAGUGCCCCCCCACUGCCCUCAUGCUCUGGCCGCCCCUGCCCCCCCACCGGCUGUCCGUCAGGCACCCUGCUGCCAGAUAGUCUGAGGGAGGACUGCUGGUACAACGGCCCAUGGCCCCCCCAGAGUUGUUCGGGAGAGGGUCUGGUUGGGAGCGACGCCUGCUCCGUUGUACUUCCCCCGCCUCCCCUGAACCAGGCCUCUCUGGAUGACAGUUCACGAUCCUUCCCCAGUCCCCCAAAACCCAGUGACGCCAUGUUCUGGGAGGGACACUCCGCUGCGUCCAACUCCUCGUCCUCAAUGAGUAACUGCAGCCCCAGGAGCCCUCCCCAUACAGAUUGGGCCAAGCCUUAUUAAGUUACAGUGGGAGAACAGAUGAUUAAUAAUUUAUUGGAAGAUAAAUAAAUGUUAGAAAUUUGAUGGAACAUAAACAAAUGGAACAAUGAAUAAACUCUCCAACCCUGCCACAUAGCUACCACCUUACCUGCCUUAAUGUGAUAAGACCACUUUUGUGGGGCGGAUGAGACUGGACCUCCUGGUUGUGGGAACUAAACGAGGCCAGAUGAGGCCUUUUUCUUUUUUUUCUGAGGUAAAGACUUUAAACUCAUUAAUCUGCCAUCUCUGCUCACCGCAUCGGUGAACAUUUCUGACUUUGCAGAGAAAAAGUUGAUGAGAAAUCCUCAACAGAAUAGUUUGUCCAUGUUUGUGUCCUUGUAUGCGCAUGCAUAACUGUGUGCAAGUAUGCAUACAAGCAGUUUAAUUUGUGUGUGAGCACAUGCACGUGCGUGCAUGUGUGUGUGUAUAUUCACAUCCAACAGUGUGCCUGUAUCUGUAUCUCAUCAUAGGGCCUCUUCCACCAUAAACUGUGGCUGUUGAUCACUGGAGCCACAGCAUAGUGCUAGAAUUUGUAUAACUGUACUUCCUCCAAUGCAAGUCUUUUUACAUUUGAUCACUGUAAAUUACAGAGGGUAUGUAGUUCCAUGUUUGUCUAAUGGUCAUGUGAAGGAGAUGUGUUGGUAGGAGGAGUUGAUGUGUUUGUUUUUGUACGGUGAAGACAGACAUACAUACACUGACUGUAGGAUAAUUACAGGUUUUGGCUCCAAAUUUGAAAUGCUAAUUAAGUUUUCUUUUUACUGAGGUGGAUUAAUAUCAAAGUAAAGAGAGAGAAGGUUCAAUGAUUUCUCAUAACCUUCACAACUCAAGUCUGUCUGGUAUCUGACAACACCAUCUAUUGUGUUGCUUUCUUUUUUCACCUCUGAAGUGACAUGUAGAUGUAAGGCUGUGAAUUGCUGGUUUCUUAGCACGGCAUUUAUUUUGAAGGACUCGCAGAAUGCACCGCAUACACUUGGCACAUCAUUUUGAACAUUAGAAAAUGUGAACUAUGCACUGUGCUGAUUGUUAAUCCUGCUGUUUAGGACUGAGGGUAGUCUCUCUCUGGUCUCCCAGUAGUGAAAAAGUAUAAACUAAGGGCACUGAAGAAUCUUAGACCAAAUAAACAGAAGAAACUGAAAGAAAUGUGCAUAUCUGUAUAAAUGUAUAUGGUGGGCUUCAGUACUCUGCCAAACAUGGUUAUACACUCCAAAACUUAGCUUUUGCUUUUUCUCCCCCAAGAUGCCUGAUAUGUCUAAGAGCUACCUGUGCUGGGGGCAACACAAUAAUGUAAUAACCUGAUUAAAUAUGAGAUGUGACUUAACAAAUAGGUGCACAAAGCACAAAGGCCCAUGGGUAAGUUUCUUUGUUUUAGUUUUUUCUUAUCUGUAUCAUGAUUGUGGUCUUUUGUUCUUAAUUUCUAAGAAAUGUUAUUUUACAGCAGUAGUUUCAUACUUCUGUAAACAAUUUGCAAACCAAAAUGCAAUGUACAGUAGAUAUGGAUUAUAUUUUAGAUUUACUGCACUUCCGGCUGUUUGUAAAUAUGAUCGAAUAAAUGAAUGAAAGGAAUCAA
Maylandia zebra (zebra mbuna) is the source of this 2975-nucleotide messenger RNA. It is a transcript of the gene azi2, whose product is annotated as 5-azacytidine induced 2. NCBI's taxonomy places the organism in Eukaryota, Metazoa, Chordata, Actinopteri, Cichliformes, Cichlidae. Gene Ontology annotation, cellular component: cytoplasm. The record is from RefSeq and is a predicted model, not a curated record.